GGCAACUGGGAAGUCAGUGGAGGGAUUGGCAGUGAGAGAUGGAGGACACUGAAUGGAGGCCAGUGGAGGGAUUGGCAGAGAGGGGUGGAGGACACUGAGUGGAGGGCGAGUGGAGGCCAGUGGAGGGAUUGGAAGAGAGGGGUGGAGGACACCGAGUGGAGGCCAGUGGAGGGAUUGGAAGAGAGGGGUGGAGGACACCGAGUGGAGGCCAGUGGAGGGAUUGGAAGAGAGGGGUGGAGGACACUGAGUGGAGGCCAGUGGAGGGAUUGGCAGAGAGGGGUGGAGGACACCGAGUAGAGGCCAGUGGAGGGAUUGGCAGAGAGGGGUGGAGGACACCGAGUAGAGGCCAGUGGAGGGAGGCCAGUGGCAGAGAGGGGUGGAGGACACCGAGUAGAGGCCAGUGGAGGGAUUGGCAGAGAGGGGUGGAGGACACCGAGUAGAGGCCAGUGGAGGGAUUGGCAGAGAGGGGUGGAGGAC
This is a messenger RNA of Staurois parvus, 477 nucleotides long. The record is from the annotation of a GenBank genome assembly. NCBI's taxonomy places the organism in Eukaryota, Metazoa, Chordata, Amphibia, Anura, Ranidae.